This is a messenger RNA of Bacillus rossius redtenbacheri, 4127 nucleotides long. Its product is annotated as succinate--hydroxymethylglutarate CoA-transferase. NCBI's taxonomy places the organism in Eukaryota, Metazoa, Arthropoda, Insecta, Phasmatodea, Bacillidae. The record is from RefSeq and is a predicted model, not a curated record. The transcript is spliced from 2 exons. The coding region runs from base 68 to 1387 and encodes 439 amino acids. Gene Ontology annotation, molecular function: catalytic activity.
AACGACGCUGUAAACAUAUUAGUUGAGUAUUUUUAACAGUUAAACUAGAGUUAAUUUAAUUUACAUAAUGAUACGUUUAUUACCUUGUAAAAUUAGUGCCAACAAGUUAUUCUCAGUAAAUAUUGAUAUUUUGUUUGUUCUUAAGAAACAUUUUAGGUGCAUAUCUAACCUAAGCAGUAAAAGUGAUACAAGCACAUUAAGUGGCAUAAGAAUAAUGGAUUUAACACGUAUUGUUGCUGGUCCAUACUGUACUAUGAUUUUGGGAGAUCUUGGUGCUGAAAUAAUUAAAAUUGAAAUGCCAGGAGUUGGUGAUGAAAGUAGAAAAUGGGGCCCACGCUUUUCUGAUGACUGCACCGAUGGCUGUUAUUUUCUGGCUUCUAAUCGCAACAAGAAAAGCAUUUGUGUUGAUUUAAAAUCCGCAUCUGGGAAAGAGAUUAUGUACAACCUAGCAAAGUGCAGCGAUGUGUUCGUGGAAAACUACGUCCCUGGCAAACUGGAAGAGUUCGGACUGGAUUACGAGAGCAUGAGGAAAGUGGCGCCACAUCUUGUGUAUUGCUCCAUCACCGGUUUCGGGUCCGAGGGACCUUACAGGAAGCAGCCUGGUUACGACGUGAUAGCUGCCUCCAUGGGCGGUCUCGUGCACAUCACGGGGCCGGCCGAUGGGGAGCCUUGCAAGGUGGGCGUCGCGAUCACCGACAUAACGACCGGUCUGUACGCGCAUGGAGCGAUCCUGGCAGGCCUGCUGCAUCGGCAGCGAACCGGGCGCGGACAGAAAAUCGACUGCAACCUGCUGUCGACUCAGGUGUCGUGCCUGAUCAAUGUCGCCUCCAACUACCUCAACGCCGGGAUAGCGUCCCAUCGCUACGGCACCGCGCACGAGAGCAUCGUACCCUACGAAACAUUCCCAACCAAAGACGGGCGCUACCUCACAGUCGGGGCUGCAAGUGACAAGCAGUACGAGAGCCUGUGCAAGCUGAUGAACCUCCCUAGUUUUGCCAGUGAUCCGAGGUUCUGCAGCAACAGGCUGCGUGUGGAGAACAGAUCCAUCCUCAUCCCACAACUCAGAGCACAUUUCAGACAGAAGGCCCUAGAUGAAUGGCUAUCUAUUUUCAAAGAAGCUCCAUUUCCCAAUGGCCCUGUUAACAACAUAGAACAGGUGUUCAGUGACCCACACAUCAAGGAGAUCGGGCUGGUGAAGGAGCUGGCCCACGCCUCGGGCAGGACUUGCAAAGUUGUCGGGCCGCCCGUUGUCUACAGCGAAAGUACGAACGUCGCUCGCUCCGCCCCGCCUGUGCUCGGCCAACACACCGACGAGGUUCUGAAAAGCAUCCUGGGAUACACCGACGAAAAAAUCCACGCACUGAGGUCCGAGAACGCCGUGAGCUAAGCGACACUAAUUUAAAACUGGUUUUAAUUUUUUUUUUUUACAGCCGGACUAAAUAUUACCUCAGGCAUCUGUGUUUUAGGAAAGUCUAACAACUGUUGAUAAUAUUUAAUAUAUAUAUUUCAUAUAAAUUUUUGUUUUGUUUUAAGCUAUACGUCUUGAGACACAUUGGAGGUCUAAUUUUAGCAUGCAACGGAAAUCAAAUGUGCGUGCGCAUUUCAUCGAUUUGUGUUCAAAAGCAAGAUGUACAACGUAGUACAUAUGUGGUUUGUUCUAAAAAUGACUGAAAAAUAGUUAAUGAUUCAAACUAAUUGAAAAACAUGCUCAUACGUGUUUUUAAGAUUGUACUACUAUAAAAAUUUGUUUUAAUGCUAAACCAGGGAACAAAAUGUCUGCAAUUUGAUUUUCUUCAGGUUUACUUAUAAUUUAUUAGCAGACAAAAUUGUGUUAGGACAUACAUGACAUCUAUGAUAUUUAUCAUUUAAUAAGACAAAAGACAUCUUUAAUAAGAUAAGCAUUGUACUAUUUCUUCCUUUUGCUGUUCAUUAUAUGCUUUAGUUAAUUUUUUAAUCACGCCUAAGGAGUAUAACUUCUUGCUUGCGAACAUGCACUUUUUUUUUCUUACAAAGACUAUCAAAAACAACAGUGUAAAUUAUAAAAUACCUAUUUCUUCUCUCAACCAUUGUGUAGAUCUAAUAUGUUCUUCUUAAUGGGCACAUUGCUUCAGUGUCUUACAAAAACCCAUUUGUUGCAGUCUCACAUUUCAAUGCAACAAUAUGUUUACCAGAUUUAACUUAAAAAUAAUCAUAAAGCACCUUUCUAAAUGUGUGCACAAUUGGCGGACUUUAUGAAACAUAACCAUCAGGUAAUGCUUUAAUGUCAAGGAUGGUGUCUUGCAUGUAACAAGAUGUGUACAGCAUGCUUUCAGGAAAAAAAAACAAUGAAAUUAAACUUUGUAGACCAAAGCCAUAACACACCCAUCAGAAUUUGGUUUAUCCGACUAGUGCUUCACUGUAUGUAAACUUAAUAAUAGUGACGUAGGUGAGUGCAAUGGAAUUACAAACUCAAUCCUCAGAAGCAUUGGCUAACAUAACAUAAAACUUUAUUUGAUAUUUAUGAACAUUUUAUAAAUAUAAUACAAAAAAAUUACAAAUAGUAUUUUUUAUUUUUUGUCAGAAUACCUAUUAGAUAUUUCAAAUUAACUCUACUUGAAAAUAAAGAAAGUACACACAGUAUAAAAUAACAGUCUUAUUUGAAACACAUGAUAAAAAAAAUUUAUACACAAUAUUUUUAGAUCACGUUACCCAAGUAGAAAGAAGACAAAAUUAUACGAAAAAGAAGAUUAAUGUGCUUAUUUCAGUUACUGAGUAAUGUUUUGUUUUAAUUUCCAUAAAAUCUUCUGAAGCUCAGGAGCAUUUGCACUAGCAUAAUUAAGUGCAGUGCACAACACACAAAUAAUUUAAAUUAUGUUGCUUUUAUACAUAACAUUAUUCUUACACAGCCACUUCGCAUGACUUGAAACUUAAAAACAUUAAGAAGCCCAUUUGGAUCUACAUGAUACGGUAAAAGCACACUCCAAAUGAUGUACUACUUAUGACGACAUACUACCAUAUCAACUCGCGUAUGGAUUGCACAGUUAUGCUGAGAUUUUUAGUUUAAAAAAUGUAGCACAGCCCUAAUGUGCAUUUUUAACUUUGGUAAAAAAAAAAAAAAAAAAGCCAUUGCAUGUUUGGUAAAUAACUAGCCUAUGUUGUUUUUAAAAUCGUAGGAUCGCCCCUGUGUAUGGGUCACACAUUUAAGUUCGGGCAAAAAAAAAAAUCUUAACACGUUCACCGUAAGGGUCGCCCUAGAUUAGUGGGUCACACCAUGAUCUGUCUUUUUUUUUUUACCCAUCCCCUUACCAAGAGAGAAAAGACUGCACACUAUUUCCUUGUAAAUAAAAACAGUGCCAGCUCACGGGAGGGGGGUACACUGCUUCAGGGCCACACGCACACCCCUUCCCCUCUUUCUCACUGCCUGGCUGGUUUAUUUUUAGAUUUCCCCCUCUUCUCAGAUGCCAGCACGGCAGCAGACUGCCACGUCACUUACCGGCGACGGCCGGGUAGCCGCCUGACAGGCGGCAGACUCAGCGCAACGGCGCAGUUCACGACGCUUUACACGCACUGCCGAGAUAUUUUAAUAAAACAAUUUAUACUUACUUGUAGAAUAUUUAUCAAAAACCAACAAGAGGCUAGUUAUUUAAGCACAUUGUGCAAUGUUAAUAAUUUUUACCAUAAAUAAGAAAAUUUGCAUAUGAAUCGCAGUACACGUUAUUAAACAAAAAAUCGGCAUGAAAUGUGCGACCCAUAUGUGGCUACAUACUAGGCCUGUGCGAAUACCAGUUAUUUAGUUUGUAUCUAAUAUGAAUAUCAAAUUAUUCACGAAUACAAAUAUUGAAAACAAAUAAUACAAAUGAGAAAUAGAAUCCCACUAAUUUUUUUUUUUCACAUCAUGUAAUAUCUUUUGGAAAAUUAGACAAAUAAUACUAAAGAGAAUUAUGAGGAAAAUCUUUUUUUUUUUCAUAUUUAAAUUAUGAAAUAAUUUUUUUUAAUUAUGCAGUUAAUCUAACUUAACCUAACCAACCAACCUUUCAUUUCAGUUUCUAUUCGCCUUAUUUUCUACAACCUGCUACUCUGCAUACUGACCCAGAAAAUUUUUGCGAACCGCAAAAUACCUACUGUGAAAACCACUGCAAUUUUUUUUU